Emericellopsis cladophorae is the source of this 1656-nucleotide messenger RNA. RefSeq lists its product as uncharacterized. The transcript has a single exon. NCBI's taxonomy places the organism in Eukaryota, Fungi, Ascomycota, Sordariomycetes, Hypocreales, Bionectriaceae. Gene Ontology annotation, molecular function: carbohydrate:proton symporter activity. Bases 1 to 1656 code for a protein of 551 amino acids. The record is from RefSeq and is a predicted model, not a curated record. Gene Ontology annotation, biological process: carbohydrate transport; transmembrane transport. Gene Ontology annotation, cellular component: membrane.
AUGGCGCAAUCCGACGACAGCCCCCUGGAUGAGAAUCAGGAAACUGAGAGAAUCCAACCCAUUCACUGCGACUCGAAGAAUCUUCCCACAUGCCCCAUAAGCUGCCAAAGAAGCGCGUCACAGGAUGAGGUAGAUCCCGAGCAGAGACUCCCGCUGGGUAAAGCCAUCAAGCUGUACCCGAAGGUUGCUCGAUGGUGCCUGGUCAUGACUCUUGCCAUCAUCAGCUGGGGCUACCAACUCGUCAUCGUGGGCGCUAUCGUCAGCGUGGACGCGUUCAAACGAGACUACGGCGAAACAUUCGAAAGGCGGCAAAUCAUUCCCUCCAUGUGGUUGUCCAUGUGGUUUGGCUUGCCGCCAGCAGGGACAGCAUGCGGUGCCAUGGCUGCUGGAUGGCUGGGUGAUCGUUUCGGGCGCAAAUGGACGCUUUUCACUGGCAGUGUUGUUUCUGCCGGGGCAGUCGUCAUCAUCUUCUUUUCGCACGUGGGCGGCGGUGCUGUGACGAAGAGGGCCAUGUUCACUGGUGGCAUUACCAUACAGGGCUUUGCCGUCGGUCUGAUCAAGACGACUUGCCUCACGUAUGUAUCCGAGAACGCGCCUACCUCCAUCCGCGGCUCUGCCAUGGCUCUCUUCCCAACAUUCACUCUCGUGGGCCAGUUGAUCGGAUUUGUGGUGACGUAUGUGACCAACGGUGUCCCGGGUCGGCGUGGCUAUCUGGGUGCGUUGGGCUCGCAAGGCGUCCUGGCUCUCGCGCCCUUCAUCAUCUCCUUGACCAUGCAUGAAUCGCCUGCGUGGCUGCUGCGCAAGGGCAAAACCGAUCGGGCCUUGAGGAGCGCAACAAAGCUCUUUGCGCCAAAGAUCAACCCAUCUCUGGUCCUGAAAGGCUACCGCGACACGCUGGAAGAGGAGCGAGCCACAAAAGGAGGCUCCACCUUCAUCGCCUGCUUCAAGGACACCAACAUUCGACGAACAUUCAUCACCAUCCUUGCCAACGUCUUCCCAGCUUUGUUCGGGCUCGAUCUCCUCUCGAAUGCGAACACAUUUCUCGAGACCGUGGGGCUCGAUUCCAGCACCGCGCUCCUUAUGAUGAUCGCGGGGGUAGUGGCUGGCAUCGGAGGCAAUGCGGUUGGUAUCUGGACGCUGUCAAGAGUCGGACGCAGACAGUCCACAUUCUGGACGAUGGGCGUGGCUGCUGCGUUCUGGUGCGGUGUUGGCGUGUGCGGCUUUUUCAGGGGCAAAUUGACCAUCGCACCCUACUUUGUUGCUGGCUUCAUGGUUGCGACGAUUGUCGUCUGUGGUAUGGGUUGCUGGCCUGCCGGGUAUGCGAUCCUCGGCGAAACGCCAUCUCUGCGCCUCCGGGCCAAGACGCAGGGUAUAGGGAACGUGUCUGCGCAGGCGAGCUCAAUUAUCAUGGCGGCGUCGUUGCCAUAUCUAUAUCAGGUGGAUGCUGCGGACCUUGGAGCCUUCACGGGGUUCGUUUACUGCGGAUUGUGCAUAACUGGGGUGGCUGUGGGGUUCUUCUGCCUCCCAGAGAUGAAGGGGCGCAGUGGCAUCGAGAUUGAUCGCAUGUUUGAAUUAAGGCUUCCCACCCGGAAGUUCAGGGAAUGGCGAGGGGCUCCAGGUAGACCUGAUGGAUGUGAGGACGGCAUACUGAGGUGA